Molecule: messenger RNA, 900 nt
Organism: Chaetomium fimeti
Lineage: Eukaryota; Fungi; Ascomycota; Sordariomycetes; Sordariales; Chaetomiaceae
Exons: 3
Coding region: 1-900 (299 amino acids)
Cellular component (GO): cytosol
Molecular function (GO): oxidoreductase activity
Source: RefSeq, a predicted model, not a curated record
AUGGCUCCCAACACCGUCUCGUUGAAUGUCCCCUACAUCAAGGCCACCCACAAGAAGCCUUACCCAGCCAUCUCGCCCCUCCGACCCGAGCUCAGCCAGGCGGGCAGAACCGUGGUUGUUGUCGGGGGCUCGGCCGGGAUUGGCUUUGCCAUCGCCAGGGCCUUCGUUCAAGCUUCAGCGUCGCAUGUCAUCCUCACAGGCCGGCGCGAGACUGCCCUCGCCACUGCCGUGUCUGAGCUCCAAGCCGAGGCCAACCCCAAAACCACGGUCAGCAGUUUCGUGUCCGACAUGUCCGACCUGCAAGCCACCGAAAAGCUGUGGGAUGACUUUGCCAAGCAAGGGAUUGUCGUCAACGUCCUCGUCCUCAACGCCAUGACCGUCACCGAGGGAGGGCCGCUGCUGCAGACCAACCUGGGCCCCACUUGGAAGUCAUUCGAGACCAACGUCCGCGGAUUGCUGGACUACUCCCAGCGAUUCAGCAAGCAGGGUGGAAAGGAGGGAAAGUUCCUCGUCAAUGUCUCGACCAGCGCCAUUCACAACUUCAUCACGGAGCGCAACGGCCUUCCCAUCUAUGGCUUGACCAAGAACUCGGGCACGCUGUUGAUGCAGCUAAUUGCUGAUGACACCGACCCCAAGGAUAUGCAGGUCAUCAACUUCCAUCCGGGCGGUGUUUUGACCCCGGCAGCUCGGAGCGUGGGCUUCGACGAGUCGUCGUACGACUUUGAUGAUGAGAACCUCGCCGGCCAGUUUGCUGUGUAUUGUGCGAGCGAGGAAGCCCGGUUCCUGCAUGGUCGGUUCAUCCCGGUCUGGUGGGAUAUCGAAGAGGUGAAGAAGGGCGAGGUGCGUGAGAGAAUGGAGGCGGAUUACCAUUUCUUGCGGGUCGGCGUGGUUGGUCUUUAG